ACGUCACUCCGGUUUUAGCUUCAGAGAAUAGCGCGGACGCAACGCAGAGUCCUGCAAACCCCCUCGCGCAUCGCGACCGCCGUUCGUUUUGCAUCGCUCUUCUUUUGCACCGCAUCGUCCUUACAGCAGCAAUCAUCCGUCAUGGCAGAUUCCAACGCUCCCAAGCCGAGCAGCAGCGUCAAGCUGGUCCUCCUCGGCGAGGCUGCCGUCGGCAAGUCGUCUCUCGUCUUGCGAUUCGUCAACAACGACUUCCAGGAGAACAAGGAGCCAACAAUAGGAGCCGCCUUCCUGACCCAGAAAUGCAAUCUACCGACGCGGACCAUCAAGUUCGAGAUUUGGGAUACAGCCGGCCAGGAGCGAUUCGCAUCCCUUGCGCCCAUGUACUACCGCAACGCACAGGCCGCUCUGGUAGUCUACGACCUGACGAAGCCGACGUCCCUGAUCAAGGCCAAGCACUGGGUAGCCGAACUGCAGCGGCAGGCGUCGCCGGGCAUCGUCAUCGCGCUGGUCGGCAACAAGCUCGACCUCACGAACACCGGGCCCGGCGGUGGCGGAGAUGCCGAUGGUGCGGGGGCUGAGGACUCCGGGGACGCCAGGAAGGUGACCACGGAGGAGGCCAAGACGUACGCGGAGGAGGAAGGGCUGCUGUUCUACGAGACGAGCGCCAAGACGGGCUACAAUGUCACCGAGGUGUUCACCGCCAUUGCCAACGCCAUCCCGGAAACGUCCUUGAAGACCGCUCGCGGACCUGGGGCGUCACAUGCAGGUGGCCGUGCGGAGGAGCAGAGGGUGAACCUGAAUGGGCCACGGGAUUCGAACGCAAAGGAGGCCUGUGCUUGCUGAUGCCCGGUGGCAUGGCGGAAGGGUAGUUCGGGGGUGGAGGUGGUGGGUUGAGGGAAGGUUUCGCUGCCGGUCUCGGGGUCUUUUUGCACGGUCUAUCGGAGUGGGCGGUCAUAUUGGGCAGGUUAACCAGGAGUAAAUCGUGUUUUGCCGUUUCGUUCCUGUUGGUCGUUGUAAUAUUCCACUUCAAGUCUCUAGUCCCAAGCCACUUGGAAGCGUUAUCUGGCCGUUGGCUGAGCAAGACAAAGUAACCAAGACUCACUAAUAGACAUGUGUCGAGAUCC
Molecule: messenger RNA, 1124 nt
Organism: Thermothielavioides terrestris NRRL 8126
Lineage: Eukaryota; Fungi; Ascomycota; Sordariomycetes; Sordariales; Chaetomiaceae
Exons: 3
Coding region: 142-843 (233 amino acids)
Molecular function (GO): GTP binding; GTPase activity
Source: RefSeq, a predicted model, not a curated record